GACUGUUUCACUCCCUGUAGACCUUCCUCCUGACUCUGUCGCAAACUCACUGCCUGCUCUUCAGUUCCACCGGGAGGCACUUGGGGACUGACACUGCCUCUGAACAGGUAGAGGGGUCGUGACCCGAGCGAGAGGAGAUGCCCAAUCAGACGGCUAAGAUCGCAGAGGCCAGGAUGGCCGUGGAGCAGCUGAAGCUGGAGGUCCACAUCGACAGGAUGCAGGUCUCCAAGGCUGCAGCUGAACUCCUGGCGUAUUGCGAGGAACAUGCCAAGGAGGAUCCCCUCGUAACUCCUGUUCCGAACGCCAACAACCCCUUCCGGGACAAGGGCAUGUGUGCCAUCCUCUAGAACAGCCUCACCUAUCAACCCCUCGCCAUGACAGAAUUGCAGAGUGCACCGUUGGAUUUGCAAGGGGCUUGGUUUGGGGACGUUGAGAAGCAGAGCAUCACUACACAUUUAUAGCAAGAGAGGAAUUCUGCAAUCAAGUGCGAUUAAAACAUGAUUGAAAAAUUAAAUAA
Stegostoma tigrinum is the source of this 517-nucleotide messenger RNA. Its product is annotated as guanine nucleotide-binding protein G(I)/G(S)/G(O) subunit gamma-8-like. Gene Ontology annotation, molecular function: G-protein beta-subunit binding. Lineage: Eukaryota; Metazoa; Chordata; Chondrichthyes; Orectolobiformes; Stegostomatidae. Gene Ontology annotation, cellular component: heterotrimeric G-protein complex. The transcript has 3 exons. The coding region runs from base 138 to 347 and encodes 69 amino acids. The record is from RefSeq and is a predicted model, not a curated record. Gene Ontology annotation, biological process: G protein-coupled receptor signaling pathway.